AUGCCAAGCUUUAAAGGCAUUCUAUAUUGUGGUCUGUUGUUGGUAUCCUCAUUGUUGGGUUCGAUCUUCAUUCUGCUACCUUUCGUGCCGUUUGUUUACUUGGCACCAAAGUUAUGGCGAUUCUACGCUGAUUUCUUCGUCGGAUACUGGCUGACCUUGCCAGCGGCACUGUGUAAUUUUCUAUUCGGCAUCAAAUUUUUCGUGAGUGGUGAUCAGAUCGAAUGCGAUAAGCCAGCGUUGAUCAUUAUGAAUCAUCGAACCAGAUUGGAUUGGCUGUUCUUUUGGAAUGCUUUGUACGCGAUGGAUUAUCGCUUGUUGAGAUCGCAGAAAAUAUCGUUGAAAGCACGCUUGAAAUUGAUACCAGGAGCUGGUUGGGCGAUGUGCUGUGGAGCGUACUUGUUUUUGGAACGAAAUUUCGAGAAUGAUCAACAUAUAAUGAGACGAAUGAUUAGUUACUAUAAACGCUCUGAACGGAAUUAUCAGAUUUUGCUUUUCCCCGAAGGUACAGACCGUGGUGCACGUGCUGUUUUUCUGAGUGAUGUGUUUGCUGAGAAAAGCGGCCUGCCAAAAUAUGAAUAUGUGAUUCAUCCACGUACUGCCGGUUUUACAUAUCUGUUGCAGUUGAUGAGAGAAGAUGGAUACAUUAAACACAUCUAUGAUGUGACUGUGGGAUAUCCGAAAGGUGUUGUGAGCAACGAAAUGGAUUUGGUACGUAGAGGACGGUACCCAGAAGAGGUGCAUUUCAAUGUGCGAAAGUACGAUAUAAACGAGAUACCCGCAGAUGCGGGCAUGGCGGCUGAGUGGUUGAACAAAAUUUGGCUGGAAAAAGAGGAACGUUUGAAACGAUUCUAUACGAAAAACGAAGAGUUUCAAUCGCCGACUGAUAAGCGUCAUAUGUGGACGGUUGGAGCCUUCGAUAUGGGUUACUGCUGUUCGAUUGUAUUUUGGGUGAUAUCGUCAUGUUUUUGGUGUUAUUUGAUGGUGAAAGUUCAUCUUAUGCGAUUCUACUUCAUUUUGGCUUGUGCGUUUUACGUGUUCUGCCAGAAGAGAUUCGGAGGAUUCGAGAAUUUCGCUGAUCAUAUGAUGAAGAGUCGAUAUGAGCGAUAUGGUCAACACUGCCAACCAGAAAGCAUGAAUGCUGAUAAGCAUCAGCAAAAUCACCCGCACACUCAUGCUACUCAGGCCUGA
Molecule: messenger RNA, 1188 nt
Organism: Anisakis simplex (herring worm)
Lineage: Eukaryota; Metazoa; Nematoda; Chromadorea; Rhabditida; Anisakidae
Source: the annotation of a GenBank genome assembly